Tetrahymena thermophila SB210 is the source of this 609-nucleotide messenger RNA. RefSeq names its product transmembrane protein, putative. The transcript has a single exon. The record is from RefSeq and is a predicted model, not a curated record. Lineage: Eukaryota; Ciliophora; Oligohymenophorea; Hymenostomatida; Tetrahymenidae.
AUGUAGUACUUUGUUAUUUCCUAAUUAUAUUAUAUUAUUACUUUUACGCUCUUCUUUAAUACGCCUACUUACUUACUAAUUAAUAAUUUAGGUCAGUCAAUUCAAUUGCUUCUUUUCAUGCUUCUUCUUUCUUUUCAUUCUCUUUCUUCCUUUCUUCUCUUGUAUAAAAAGCUUUUUUUCAUUCUACUUUUUGAUUUUUUUUAAUUUAAAAAAAGCAAGUAUUAAUUCCAAAUGAAGAAAAUCUUCUUUAUAACGAGCCUUCUAUUAGAUUUGUAUAAGUAAUUCCCUGUAAUCUUUUUAUAUUAAUUAUUUAGUUAUUUAUUGACGACAUUCUUCUCAUAUUCAUAUAUUCUCUCUCACACACAAGAACAAAUAACUUUUCACAAAAUCCAACCAAAACAUUUUGUAUAUUUGUUCUAUUUUAUUUCUAACACUUGCACAUUUUUCUAUAAAAUUUCUUAAUUUCUUCUGUAAAAUUUUUAGAUAUUGAAUAAAUAAACCCCUUUUGAUUUUAUUCCUUUAAAAUAACUCAAAUAUCAUCUUUCUAUUUUACACUUUAUUUAAAAAAAAAACUUGAUCAAAAACAUGUAACUAUUGUAUUUAAAAUGA